AUUAUUUGAUGAUAUAAGCGAUAAGUAUGGCGGAAAAGUUUGAUUUGUUGCUGAUGAAUGGCCCAUCAUUUUCUGGCAGGAGAUUUUAUAGUUCUCUCUUGAAAUCACACAGUGAAAUUAUUCCAAAGAAAAUGUUUUUAUCAGAUAACACUCUUGGACUGAGAGAUAUUAUUAUGGAAGUGAUUUCUUUGUUAAAAGAGAACAAAAAGGUUGUGGUCAAUGAUGAAAACUGCAAUAAAUCAACCUGGGAGUCCUACAUAAAUAUGGUGAAGAAAAAGACUCCAUCAAAAACAAUAGCUGUUGUAUCAGUACAACCCAAACAUGGAUUGAAACAGUUGUACUGGUCCCGCCAGUAUUACAUGCUGGAUAAUAAUGAAUGGGAACCAUUACUGGACAGUAACUUGACCAAAUGGUUUGAUAGUUCCACAGGGGAACUUUCUUAUCAUGUAGUUGAUGACCCAACAUCAGUCGAAGAUCUCAAGGUUAUUGUUGAGGAACAUCCUGUCAUUCUACAAACACAUAUUCAGCCUGAUAUCCCAGGACUGUUUUUCCAAUGGGAGGCUGUGUUUUGUGAGGAGUCAAUUAAAGCAGGGAUUAUAAAGACUUGUCAGUUAUGGAUCCAGAAAUGUCAGCAUGGAAGGAUAUUUAUAUUGUUAGAUCUGACCAAAAAUGCCAGCUAUAUGGAUUCUAGUUUUCAAGAAGAGGUAAAGAAUUGUAUGGAAGGACUUGUUAAAAAGCUAGAAGAUAUUCCUGUGUAUUUAUACAGUGUUGAUAAAGAAGCAGUAAAAUAUACGUUGCCACCUAAUCCUGGGUUACUGGCGACAAUUCAAGGGUCACAUGGUAUAGACUUGUUUAAUAAGAACACAGUCAUGCUGUUUCAAGAUAAUACAUUUUCUAAAAUGGCAGAUUCGGCAGGUGUAAAACAUGUAAAUGCUUCAAAAGUGUUACAGAAGCCGACAUUAAUUUUGAAUAAACUGAUUUUCACAUCACCACGUCAGCCAAAUUUUCUUCAAGAUAUGGAGUUCAGAGUUGAAGAGGACCAAUCACCUUGUUUACCUUUAUAUAACCUCAAAGAUAAUUUCCAUGAAAAUUGUUUAUCAGGGGAAGUAAGCCAGGGUAUUAAAGCAUCCCUGUAUGGAUCAAAUAUUCAUUCCAUUGAAAAGUUUCAGAAAAGUUUUGAAGCCUACCUGAUGAAAAAAGAAGACCCCUCCAUUCAGUUAAAUCCUGAUGACAGUACACAUGUAUCUAGUGAUGAUGAGGUCAUAAUUCAGAACAAAUCUUUUACAAGAGAGCUACCUAAGUGGAUGUUGGGUACCAGUAAAUCUGCUUCAUCUUCAUCCCUGUCAAGUCAUCGUUCUGACAGUGUCAACAGUACAGCUUCAUCAGACCAGAAGAAAGCCAGAUCUACAGCUUAUGUGAUGUCGGAGAAGGAACUUGUAGAGGUAGCUACAGAAAUCCUCAAACAGGCAGGAAGAGAAGAUAUUCUGCAUAGAAUUCAGGAAAAAGAACUGCCAAUAAUCACUUGUUCAAAAAAGGGAGACAACAAAGAAACAAACAUUAUAAUAACUAAAACAGAAUCCAACUACACAGCCAUGGUGGAAGUAACUGAAGAAAAUGGAGUGGAUCCCUCAUGUAUAAGUGCCUCGAGUAAAAAGAGAAAAACAUUCUCUAAAAAGAAAACCGCUUCUACUGGUAAUAAAACAAAAGACAUAUUAGAUUUAGAUUUUAUGGACUCAGAAGAUAUAAAAGACGAAAUAAAUGUGAAAAACUCAGGUUGUGAAUCUAGUAAGAGAGACAAUAUUGUACCUCAGCGCCUGGAAAUUACGAAAACAAACCAGUCCGUACAGUCAAAAACAAAUUUCUCUAACGAUUUAUUUGACACUGUUCCUGUUUGUGAAGAGGAAAAGGACAUGGAGAUGAAAUCAAAGAAAAAUAUUAGUGAUGAAACUUGCAUUUUAGGUGAAGAAAAAAAUAACGACUCAAUUAAAACUUCAAAUAGUUACCUGUUUACAAAACUAUCUAAAAGGUUACAUGACCAAGUUGAAAGUAAAUGUAAUAAUGACGGUAUAAAUGAAUCUUGUUCUAGUAGAGAUGAAACCUCUUUAAAUAUUGACCCAACAGAAUUGUUUCAAAACUUACCAGAAGACGAUUCUCAAAGACAGAGUGUAACAUUUAAACCAAGGAAGAAACUAAAGACUGUAGAAACACGUCAUGAUCACCAGUCAAAUGAUAAUCAUAACAAUAACAAUGUUAAGUCUGCCAUUGCCAGUGCUAAACCAAAGAAACCUGAUUUGUCUUUCUUAGAUGAUAUAUUUGGAUGAAUUACUUGCAUUAAGUAUUUGUUUAUAAAUUAUAUUGGAU
Messenger RNA from Mytilus trossulus (common blue mussel), 2361 nucleotides. RefSeq lists its product as uncharacterized. The transcript has 14 exons. The record is from RefSeq and is a predicted model, not a curated record. Lineage: Eukaryota; Metazoa; Mollusca; Bivalvia; Mytilida; Mytilidae. Bases 27 to 2321 code for a protein of 764 amino acids.